AAAUUUGUCUGGUAGUUAUUAGGUUUUCUUUGCAAUUCAUGCCUAUUAUUUAGUUCACUGUAGUACGUUAAAAACGUAGCUUAAUUUCGUUUACUUUGCUUAGCGGUUUGUGUGAACUGUGACGCAGAAAUGGCACUGAUUCAAACCAAACGGGAAAAGAUGGAUGAAACCUCUGCAAAGAACAACGGCAGCUACAUCCCAGAAUCCUCCAAGAGCACGGGCAAACGUACCUACUGUAUUUUGUGUCGCAGGUCAUAUGCAAAACAUGCAGAACAGGAGCAUAUGCACAGUCUGUCACACCACCAACAGCUGGAGACAGUGCUGGGCAAGGAUUCACUUCAUGAAUGCCAUGCGUGUAAGUCAUUCUCCAGGGGUAUAUAUCAGUAUGCCAAGCACAUCUCCACCACUCAGCAUGAAGCAAAGUUGAAGAGCUUGAUGUCAAAAAACGUGAAGUUCCCAUCUAUGUUUAAGACUCUGGGCACAGAGACCAUCAGCCGAAUCCUGGAGAGAAACAAGAAACUAAAGAAGGAGGCGAAGAAAGUAAGGGGAAAGAAAAAAAAGAAAUUGAAGCAGAUAGCUGGUCAGAUGCGUGCAGAAAUGAUACAGGGAGCCAAUCAACAAACCGCAGUGGCAUCCAGAGGACUGACGCUGGAAAUAUCCAAACAAGUGCACAUGAGGACAUUGAAACAGAUGCAGCAAAUCCAGCAGACGGGAAGCAACACUGCUGUUGUCCAAAACAAGGAGAACAAUGUGUCCAGGCUGCAAAGGCCUCUUCACCAAAGAGAAACAGCUCUGCCGAAUCAAAGUGGAAAAUUGUCUGGUCUGUCAGGAGAGCCUGCCGGGAGAACUUGGCAUCAGGGUUGUGUUCAAGACCAUUACACCGAGUCAGGUCAGUUCAUCGGAGUCAGAGGGGAGCACCACAGGCAGUACAAUACAAGUACAAUAGACUUCACCAAUGAUAGUUACCCUCACAAUUUUGAGUAUGACUAUACUGGAUCUUCUGAACCAGGACCAGAAGGGUCACAUUGUUUCUCCAACCCCGCUUCAGAAAACAAAUCGGACAGCGCAACUACCGUACGGGACGUCGACGUCAGCACGAUGCUGAGGCAAAUUAGAAGAGCGCUGGGUGUGAGGGAGCCAUGUAGAGCAGAUCGUGAAGCCAGGAGGCAGAUCAGCCAGGUGGGUGGUGGUGACACCACACAACAGGCUAGUGCUGCAACUACAUCUCUACAGUCGUCACAGGUCAACACCCCUGCAACUGCUGCCCACUCUGGAGUUUGUCCCUCCAGUGCUGCUCCUGCUAAGCCAAAACAUACAAUUUCCAAAGUGAAAAAAGAAACGACUGAGUGUAGCAAGAAGAGCUCAGUGGUGACAGGAGAGGGAGAAUUUCCGGAGGCCUUCGACAGCUCGACUUCACUCAGCCAGUGCGCGGUCAACACCACAUCCACUAAGCCCAACCCAAACAUCACCCCCAGGGUUCGAAUUGCCCACAAACCGAACAAAACUCAAGGUGAGCCACUCAUUCAGGGUUGGUUCAAGAGCGGCGUUCUCCCCCGCAAAUCAGGGGCCAAGAGCUGGAGGGACAUGUACAACGACAUGAAAAGUAAGAAGCAGGACAACAACACAGGCAUGUCCAGGUUUGGAAUCACGUUGACAAACCCUCAGACUGACCAAGAAAGCUCAUCACAACUGCAGGACAACGAGUGGCCUCUGUCUGAGGGUUUCCACUGGGAGUCGAUCCCAGACAGUCCUUCAGGGCCACACAUGACUGUACCUCCUCCGCCCCAGGACACGACCGAUACUGACUCCCACAGGGAGACACAGUCAGAUCCUCAGGUGCAGGAGCCUGACACCGCACAGCAGGUUGGUGGGAGCAGCAGUUCCACGGUAACAGCAACCUCUGUCAAGACAGAACCAAACCUGGAGGAUGAGAACGGAGGUUUGAGAGACAACAGCAGUGCCAAAAAGAGGAAACACAACCCGGUAACAGAUGAUGGCAUUUCUGACAAGGGACCAAGUAGAAAGAAGAAAACAAAGUCAAACAAGGACCAGAAUCAGAUGGACCAGCUGUUGGCGGUGUCUCUGAGAGAGGACGAGCUCAGCCACUCGCUGCAGGACUUGGACAAGUCUCUGAUCCAGGCCCGCAAUGCCCUGCAAGCUGCCUACACAGAAGUCCAAAGACUCAUGCUGUUGAGACAGCAGUUUACUGCUGAGGUCAACAGUCUGAGAGCCAAGCGCAUUGAGAUCCUGCAGGGGAUGCAAGAAGGGUACUUGGGAGCAUCUAACACAGCAGAGAAAGCUCCCACCCAGCAACCAAGACACUCUCCCCUUCCUUCCACCAGUGCCUUCACGACUUCCUCCAGCCAGCAAACGCCUGCCACAUCCUCCUCACCGUCAUCCAUCACUCAGCCUCUUCCAACCCCCCUCGCUCUGCCAGCUGUGUCAGUAAAGAACGAAAUCUGUCAUCCACCCACAGCUGGACAGACUGAUACACCUCACGUGCCUCUGAACCAACCUGUGCCCUUGUUUCCCUCUACUCUGCUCCCCCCACUGCUGCUCGGACCAACACACUUAGCUGCUCCCGCAGCCACUGCUGUCGCCGCCUCGACGUCAGUGAAUGCACUUCUCCCUCCUGAGUUAUGUGCCACGCAGCAGGUGCAAGAGAAGAAGGAGACGUUAAAGGGUUGCGUAAAGGAAGAGGCACGGCCAGUUGAAAGCGACUCAGCAGAAGAGACGGGAAGAAAUCUUGGCAAAAAGCAAGCUAAAGGACGAGAGUCAGCAGCAGAGAAGUCUGUCCCGGAAAGAGAUCAAAAGGUGUCUGCUGCAGCACCAGACGACGAGGACGAGAGCGACGACUCUUUGGAAAUGAUGGAGCCCUCUAACCAGGAGAUUAUCGACAUUGACGAAUCGGACAAUGAGGACUCACCAGAGCCUCCUCAGAAGUCCGUCAGAGUGGAGUUCAGUUCUGCAAGCACGCAGACGUUUCAGAAAAAGGAAGAUGACAGACAAAUUCCAAUUUCUUUGCCAGUUAAAAACGCUGAAACCCCUGCAGAGUCUGUUGAGGAUGAAGAGCCGUCCUUAGGAGCGUUUAUGAAUCAUUCGGGCCCUGUCCACAGCCUGCAGGUCCACGAUGGCCUCUUGUACACGUGUUCAGGGGACAACACUGCACGAGCCUACAGUCUGAAGAAUAAGGAGUGUGUAGCAGUGUUUGAGGGUCACACAAACAAAGUCAACUGUCUGCUGGUGUCGACCCUCCCCAACAUGCCGGCUCGCCUCUACACCGGAUCCAGCGACCAGACCAUCCGCUGUUUUAGCAUAAAGUCAAAGAAGUGUCUGGAGCAGAUCUCUUUACCAGACCGAGUUUUGUGUUUGCACAUUGCCUGGAAUACUUUGUAUGUUGGGCUCGCCAAUGGAUCAGUUGCUAGCUAUGAUUUAAAGACUCUGAAGCAGCUGGACAUGUUAGACUGCCACGGCCCACGGGGGGUGAGCUGUCUGGGCACAGCGCAGGAGGGCGCCCGCCGGGUGCUGCUGGUGGGCUCCUACGACAGCACCAUCAGCGUACGGGACGCCAAGAGCGGCCUGCUGCUGCGCUCACUGGAGGGUCACACCAAAACUGUGCUCUGUAUGAAGGUGGUGAACGACCUGGUCUUCAGCGGCUCCAGUGACACAUCUGUUCAUGCCCACAACAUCCAUACUGGUGAGCUGGUUCGUAUCUACAAGGGUCACGGUCACGCUGUCACGGCGAUCGUCAUCCUGGGGAAAGUGAUGGUGACGGCCUGUCUGGAUAAGCUGGUCCGAGUUUAUGAGCUUCAGUCCCAUGACCGCCUGCAGGUGUAUGGGGGUCACAGUGAUAUGGUGAUGUGCAUGGCCGUCCACAAGAGUGUGAUCUACACAGGCUGUUACGACGGCAGUGUUCAAGCAGUGAAGCUCAACUUGAUGAAAAACUGCCGCUGCUGGUGGCAGAAUUGCUCGCUAAUUUUCGGCAUGGCGGAGCAUCUCGUCCAGCACCUCACCAGAGAUCACAGCAACCCGAACCUGCAGGCGGUCAGAUGUCGCUGGAGAGGCUGCAACACUUUUUUUGCCACACAAGAGUCAGUUCGGCAGAACCUGCCUGAACACAUGCAGAGCCAUGUGGAGAACAACAGUAAGCUGCAGCCUUGACUGGAGCAGAGGUACAGUGACACAGCAUCACAACAUACAAGCUUAUGGGAGUCGUUUCAGGAUUUUCUCUGUAAUUCACACACAGUUUCUGUUCUUUUUAGCAAUUGAGCCUCUGAUCCAUCUCUUUCAGUCAUGUGCGUACUGCGUGACCUCUGUUUUCUCGGUGACUGUGACAGUGAGACGAUAAAGGCCACUUGUUGUUGGUCCCUUGAAGCUGAUGUAUGACAGGAGUAAGAUGUCCAGUCUAACUAACACACAAGAUGUUAACAGUCAGUCGUGUUGAGGAGAGAGGCGAGAGGAUUCUUUUCAUUAUGUGCACCCAUUAGUUUUGCUUUAAGUUAUCCAUAAUUAUGCAUUAUAUGACAAUAUAAUCCUGCACUGUAAUUUGGGAUCAUUUGCUCAACAUGUUUUUUGUAGUUGUAGUUGUAGUUGUCACUGUGAGUACAUGACCUUGGACUCUCAACACCAUCACACAUUCAGUAUUGCACAACAUGCCUCUUCAAAAAUGUUAUAUCUAAAGCUAACAUUUCUACAACUAUGCAGCACUGAUGUAAACACCUCAGAGUAGUUUUUGUGAAGCAGCUUAUGCUGUAAAUUGCUGUUAAAAUCCAUCUUGUUGAUUUGUAUCAAUGAUUGGCACUAAAUUAGGGCCAAGUGCAGGAUUUAGUUUUGUCUUUUGGGUAAAGGUAUAACAAAGAAUACCACUGUAGUGUCUGAACAUGAAAAAAAUAUUAUUACAAAAUUUCUCAUAUUCCCACACCUAAAGCCAUUAUAGACCAGUCUUGCUGGUUUUUAGGAAAGGUUGGGGGUUUCUCUUCAUAAAACUAGUAGUCUUUUAGGAUCUCCAGCAGGAUUUUAAAGUCCCUCACUGUAUUAAGCUUUAUUACAGAGAUUACCCUCUCUUCAGUGUUGAAGGGACGAUUUGGAUGGAAAUUAUAAAGGGGGAAAACUGGCUUAAUAACUCCAGAGUUUAAGACCCACCGGAUAAUAUUCAACAUCCUGUACCUUCUGUUGGAAUAAUUAAAUUCACACCUUCACCCACCUGCUUUCAAGUCAGGUUUCAGAUGUCAGAUUAUUCCAGAUAUCCAGUUUUUCAUCACACACUAACAUGGCUUGUUAUCUUGCCCUAACCUCACAGCUCAGAGAUACUGUAUCCUUCAUUUCUUCCUGACUCAGACUGCUGUCUCUUGUGACACUUGCACAUGUGAGGACUUUGAAAUCAGUUCCUCACGUGGUGACAAAGAGGUUUGGCUGUUAAAAACACUUUACAUCAUUAAAUAUGUAAACCAUCUGUUAACUUAUAACAUUUACAUUUUUACAAUUUUGAGAGAAAUAAGAAAUGUUCUUGUCCCCUUUGUCACUUUGUACAAAAUGUAAAUUAAAACUCAGCUCUUUCUGGGUGAUGGAGGAAAGCAGAGAAAAUUGUCCAGAGAGUACAGUGUAUGAUGCUGUAGCAAAGUUAUGCCUUAUUUUUUGUAUGUAAUACUGUACAGUAUGCGUUUUGAUUGUAAUUAAUACCUACUGUAUGUGUAAAGCAAUAAAAAGACAAAUAUAA
Molecule: messenger RNA, 5716 nt
Organism: Lates calcarifer (barramundi perch)
Lineage: Eukaryota; Metazoa; Chordata; Actinopteri; Centropomidae
Gene: znf106b
Product: zinc finger protein 106b
Cellular component (GO): membrane; cytosol
Molecular function (GO): SH3 domain binding; RNA binding
Source: RefSeq, a predicted model, not a curated record